AUGAAGAAAUUCUUUGCCAUCGCAGUCCUGGCUGGCAGUGUUGUGUCCGUCGCCCAUGGCAGCCUGUUGAACCUGAAGUUCAUGGUGGAAGCUAUCACCCACAAAAACGCCAUCCUGUCCUUUGUGGGCUACGGCUGUUACUGCGGGCUAGGGGGGCGCGGCAAGCCCAUGGAUGAGGUGGACUGGUGCUGUCACGCCCACGACUGUUGCUAUCAGAAGCUCUUUGACCAAGGCUGCCGCCCCUAUGUGGACCACUAUGACCACAGAAUUGAGAAUGACACUGUGAUUGUCUGCAGUGAACUCAAUGAGACAGAGUGUGACAAGCAGACAUGUGCAUGUGACAAGAACUUGACUCUGUGCCUCAAGGACCAGCCGUACAGGGACAGGCACCGAGGCUACCUCAAUGUCUAUUGCCGGGGUCCCACACCCAACUGCAGCAUCUAUGACCCAUACCCAGAGGAAGUCACCUGUGGAUAUGGCUUCCCAUCGACCCCUGUCUCAACCUAGCCAGGCUGAGGUCUGAGAAAAAAGAGGG
Molecule: messenger RNA, 535 nt
Organism: Microtus oregoni (creeping vole)
Lineage: Eukaryota; Metazoa; Chordata; Mammalia; Rodentia; Cricetidae
Gene: Pla2g2f
Product: phospholipase A2 group IIF
Exons: 4
Coding region: 1-507 (168 amino acids)
Biological process (GO): negative regulation of T cell proliferation; phospholipid metabolic process; lipid catabolic process
Molecular function (GO): calcium ion binding; phospholipid binding
Source: RefSeq, a predicted model, not a curated record